AUGGUAAAAGGUGGCAAGCAGUAUUCUUCAGUGAGCAACGAUGGCAAAUGGGUAAGGAAAUUUCAGUUUGCUCACACAGGCUCACCAGAAGAUAAUGCAGGAAACCGUGAGACUUCUACAAGCACAGGGACCAUGCUGACUCAGAUUGAAUCAUCAUUGCCCCAGGCUUUGAACUUCAAGCGCUAUCCAAAGUGGAAAUCUCAGCAGAAAUCCAGAGAGUAUCCACUCUCAGCCCACGACAACAGACGUGCAUUACAAGACAGCAUUGCUAUCUUUACUCAUGGUGUGGGACGCAGGAAGUGUCUUGACGACCGGAGACAGCACAACUCCCACUUCUGCCUGUGCCACGACGAAGCUGGCAGCGGCACCGGAGAGGCCGGGGGGAACGUCACGGCCUACCAGACUGAUUAUGUGGCCAAGCAGGGUGUUGAUGUUGCAACAGGCAACAAGCGCUUCCCCCACAACCAUCAGCAGAGGUCUGCAGCUGCAGCCCGGGCAAGGGAGUAG
This is a messenger RNA of Myripristis murdjan (pinecone soldierfish), 507 nucleotides long. It is a transcript of the gene tex36, whose product is annotated as testis expressed 36. The transcript has 4 exons. The coding region runs from base 1 to 507 and encodes 168 amino acids. Lineage: Eukaryota; Metazoa; Chordata; Actinopteri; Holocentriformes; Holocentridae. The record is from RefSeq and is a predicted model, not a curated record.